This is a messenger RNA of Scheffersomyces amazonensis, 799 nucleotides long. RefSeq names its product Pho88p (gene PHO88). Gene Ontology annotation, cellular component: mitochondrion; endoplasmic reticulum. The coding region runs from base 128 to 703 and encodes 191 amino acids. The record is from RefSeq and is a predicted model, not a curated record. Lineage: Eukaryota; Fungi; Ascomycota; Pichiomycetes; Serinales; Debaryomycetaceae. Gene Ontology annotation, biological process: protein targeting to ER. The transcript has a single exon.
CGGCCGGCCAAGCUGAAAAAUUCAACAACGGAUAAAAAAACUAAAAGUUAUACUAAAACAAAAAAAACUAAAGACUUGUUGGUUAUCCUUCUUGUAGGUUUAGUAUAGCUAAGUUAAGUUUAACAAGAUGAAUCCCGCUGUUACCAACAUUGUUAUCAUGCUUGUCAUGAUGCAAGUUUCUCGUCGUUUAGAUUUAGAAGAUCCAACUAUUUUAUUCUAUGUUAGAGUCGCUUAUGGUUCAUGUCAAGCACUUGCCUUAGCUAUUUAUUUAUUUGUUAGAGCUAAAAUUAAUGCUAAGAAUGAUUUAACUACUUUAAAAUAUGUUGAACCUGCUAAUGCCUUUGGUGGAGAACCAGAACCAAAAGCUGUCGUUACCACUGUUAAAGAAUAUGAUUUACAACAAGUUAAUACUCAAAUUAAAGGUAUCUUUAGUGGAUUAGCUAUGAUGGGAUUUAUGCAUAUUUAUUUAAAAUAUACUAAUCCAUUAUUUAUGCAAUCUAUUUCUGGUAUUAAAUCUGCUUUAGAAUCUAAUAUUGUUAAGAUUCAUCUUUUUGGUUCUCCUGCCACUGGUGACUUAAAGAGACCAUUUAAAGCUGCUCCAGGUUUCUUACAAGCUUUAACUGGUGGUGCUGAUGUUUUAACUGAUAAACAAUCAGUUGAAAAUGCUGAAAUUAGUGGUAGAGGUGGUAUUAAAGAAGAUUAAUUGAUAUAUUAUUUUGUAUACAUUUUCAAUUCUUGUUGUUAUUGUUCAUAAUUUUAGAAACAUACAUAUAUAUUGCUAAUUAAUUCUAUAUAACAC